AUGCGAUUACGGCAUGUAAAUCUGCAAACGAUCGUCAAGGGCUCCGAGAGCUACGAGGUGUACUUUAAACGGCGGAUCGCAUCGAUCAUCUCGGCCUACUGUGAGCACCGGGCGAACGAGUGCCCCGGGGUCAGCUUGCGGCUCACCAAGGAGGAGAUGAUGUCCCCCGACGGUGUACUGUACAACAUCGACCCGUCCGAGCCGGUCAUUACGCAGGAAAACGUGAUCAUCGUCCGAGUCGUACCGGAGCCUCGAAACUACACGAGGAUACAGUUUGCGGUAGCGAAACAUGGCGUAUUUUUCAAGCUCAACGACAAGACGCUCAUCGAUCCGGUUAAGAUCAAAUACAUCCUCGGCUCCCAGGUCGGCCCACUUUCACGGAUACUCGGCGGGAUUCGGAUCGACAGCGUCCGGGUCAGCCAUAUCCGCCGGGUGCUGUCGAAGGCAGAUACCGACAACUCGAAGCUGUUGUGGCUGCUCUAUGGGGUUGCCGCAUUUUUCGUGAUUUGCUGGACGAUCGGAGCCAUCAAGAUCUAUAGAAAUCGCGAGGAGAAGAAGCGUCGUGCCCGUGAGAAGAAGGCCAGCGAGGAGAAUGCGAUUGCGCGAAAGCCCGUCAACGAUUAUGGCAGCAUUGCCCCGGAGCAGCGGAGCAGGAGCCACAGCAAGAGCGAGCGGGGGAAGAGCGCCGAGAAAAACCAGAUAAUCAAGCCCAACGGCAGCUGCAAAGACGAGCGACCGGCGGCGAUAAUCGUGGGCGGAUAUACAGAAAUUGACGAGCCUGUAUCAAAAACACCAUCUGGCCCUCGGAUAGACGACCGAGCCGCCCGACAAAUGUUCGCCUGUGAUCCCUCACAACUGCCGAAGGAGAUGUCGUUCGAUGUGUAUGACGAAACCCAGCUGCCAGUCUCGGAUCGAGUGACGCCGGACAGCCGAGGAGCGGACACUGAUGCUCAAUAUAUUAUAGAAGCCCGCGCCCCUAGCUCGGCCGUCACUCCGACAGACGCGUCCGCAGAAUUCUCGCGUAGUCUCACGCCUACGCUUGACGCUGUCACGCAGACGAAUAUGAUGGCACCACCGGUCCCAAUCCUGGUGAUGCAGCCGUCGUCUAAUUCUCUCUUCGAAACCUCACAGCUUCCCGACCACAACCCAGAUGAAAUCCUGGACAUGCGGGAACGAAGGGAGAGCAUGGAGAAGCCGAGCGGCAUCCCGUUGCCUAGCCAUCUAGAAAAAGAAAACAAGCAGAAUGAAGAGGAAUGGUCUUCCAGUGAAGAUGAAGCGGAAAUCUACUACAAAAUGAGCGAAGAUGAGGAAGAGCUGGGAGACGAUUGGAAGCCUCUGGCUUCAAAACCCAAACUCCAAAACGGGAUCCCGGAUGCUGCAGUUACUUCCAACCCUGCUCGUCCUUAUUGGGAUCAGCCUUGGCUCAUCGCCAUCAUCUUCAACAAGGAAUUCCACCAUCGGGUGCUGGGCCAGAAGAUAGAGACGUCAGGCCGCCACGCCGCGUACUCGACGCAAAUGCCGGCUACGCUCAGCUCCUACUGCCUCCUCCUGCCCCGUGAGCCGGUCCACUCCCUGACCAGCAUGAAGCUGGACCUGGACGACUCGGCGUCGACGGUCGCCUCCAACGAGAACCUCGCCCGCGCCGACAACACCAACAAGUUCAACGAUCGCCGCAGGCUGCUUUGGGUGGCCUCCCCGGCCGCUUCCACUUGUCGUGCGACGAACGACAAGGCCAGCGUCACCCAGGCGGGCGACAUCACCCAGGAAGGAUCCGACGAACAGCUCGACGUCACCGCCAAGUCGCAGAACGACAUCAGCGAGGGUCCAACCGCCUACAUCGCCGAUGUGCUGGCCGGCUGCGCGGCCUUGUCGACGUCGUCGUUCAGCACCGGCUUGAGCGGCUACGACAACCACCCGGCUGACCUCUCGCGCACCGCCCUCUCCUACACCGACACCGAGGUCGAGCAUUCCGGGAUGCUGGAGCAGCCCGCGAAGACACGCGUUCCGAUCGGCGGGGAGCACGACAUCAGCAGUAAGGAAUCUGAGGCCCGGCUCGACGUCACGCUCGCCGACGAAGGCAGCAAGAUGGAUCUGGAUAGGAGCGCCCGGACUGGUCGCCUCUUCAGCAAGGCGUCCAUCAACACCAGCCACUCCGACGUCAGCACCCGGGAAUCUCAGGGGCAGCUCGACGUCACCGCCGCCGAUUUUGGCAACAAGUCGAUGUCCAUGUCCGAGCCGACCGUCACGGCCGAGGAGCUGUUCGGGCCCGUCACGCCCAGCGAGUUCGAUGUGUUGCGCACUGGGCCGAUCAGCAGCACCCCGAAGGGCGCCGAGCCGGAAGAGCAGCAGCAGGAGGAAGAGCAGCAGCAGGAGGAAGAGCAGCAGCAGGAGGAAGAGCAGCAACAGCAGCAGCAGGAGCUCGAUUUCGAGGAGGCCGACAUCGGCACGUUCGGCUCGCUGGCCCAGCCCAUUGACUCGCUGGUGCUGAUCAAGCAGCGCCGAAUGUCGAAGAACGACAUGCUCGAGCCGGUCGUGGAAGAGGGCACCCUGGCCAAGUCGGCGGUGUCCUUCUCGGUGUCGUCGGAGAAGCCGGUGCCGCAGAUGAAGUGGGAGGAGGAGGACGACGUCGUCAGCAAGUCGUACGACAGCGAGGAGGAAGAGGAAGAGGAGAAUGAAGAGGAUGACAGCAUUCAUGGCUCCGACUACGACACGGCUUCCGAAGAUCCGGAAGGCAUUCUGCUCGCCCCCUUGUCCUCCACCCCGAAAUCCACCGGCCAGGAGAAGCACCCCGAGUUCGAGACGUUCGACACCAGCGAGCUGCAGAAGAACAACAACGACACGACGCUGUUCAACGACGCAUUCAUCCAGCCGAAAGUUGAUGCCAAGGAGGAGCCUCAGAAGCAGAGCAAGGACAACACCGACGAGUCGCUUCUCAACAAAGCCUUCAUCCAGCCGAAAGCCGACGUCAAGGAGCAGCUGCCGCAGGAGCUGCCCGCCCUCGACGUGAGCGCCAUCCAGCACAACUACAACAACAAGACCUUCACCGGGAACACCGCCAGCAACGAGUCGCUGCUCAACGUCGCCUUCAUGCAGGAGAACUCCGAGGAGGACACCAACAUUGACACCGGCAAGAUGGGCGAGUUCCGCGCUGUGGCCGACGUAGUUUGCACGCCGCCCCGAGACUCCGACACUGAGCUCCCGCUCUACACCGAGCCGCCGCUUUCCCCCAGCUGGUUCCGCGACGCCAUCCUCCACCGCGGUGACGUCACCAACUCUGGCGCUGACGAGCAGGAGUCGCUGACGACCCUGUUCCAGGGCAUCAAGCUGAACACGUCGGGCACGACGCCCGCCCCGCCUCCGACUCCGACGCGGGUUCGUGUCCCCGAUUGGGAACGGCUGAAGGACUCGCCGCUGCUCAGCCGCGUGCGCGCCCGCUCCUCCUUCAACUUCCCGCCGCCCCAGCUCGAGCCGUCGCGCGACUCCAUGGAGUGGGACGCCGCCCCGCUGCCCAGUGACGUGCCGGUGACGAAGGUCGACGUGGUCAGCCCUGCCGUCAGCCCGGCCGUCGCCGAGCUAGCCGCCGACAUCGACUUCGAGAAGGUCAACACUCCGAAUGUGACGCUGCGCCAUCGUCGCCACUCCGACUGC
Messenger RNA from Mesorhabditis spiculigera, 3648 nucleotides. Lineage: Eukaryota; Metazoa; Nematoda; Chromadorea; Rhabditida; Rhabditidae. The record is from the annotation of a GenBank genome assembly.